AUGCACUUCUCGUUCUAUCUGAAAUAUGUGAAACUGCAAUAUGAGUCGUGGAGUUUAAAAAGGAUUGUGGGACUAAAUUUUGGCUUGCCAGUUCAAAUAGAAGAAUUUAUGAAUAUACAGCUCAAAGGGUUCCGAGGUGCCAAUCAUGUUCUGAGCGAAUUCACCUUGGCUGAUCUGCCAUUCAUGAAUCCCUACGAUUGGAUCUCACUGUUCAGCAUUGUUGUGAAGUAUGUGAAGAAGUAUGAGACCAUAUAUGAGAACUUAAAGCGGUUGAUCAAGUGUUAUAUUCUUGAAAUUGCGAAAAUCGAAGCGGAAAUUUCUUAUGUUAUGAAAAAGACACUAAUAUUAAAGCCGUAA
Molecule: messenger RNA, 357 nt
Organism: Lactuca saligna
Lineage: Eukaryota; Viridiplantae; Streptophyta; Magnoliopsida; Asterales; Asteraceae
Source: the annotation of a GenBank genome assembly